Molecule: messenger RNA, 1172 nt
Organism: Ananas comosus (pineapple)
Lineage: Eukaryota; Viridiplantae; Streptophyta; Magnoliopsida; Poales; Bromeliaceae
Product: ethylene-responsive transcription factor RAP2-11-like
Exons: 1
Coding region: 234-1100 (288 amino acids)
Biological process (GO): regulation of DNA-templated transcription
Molecular function (GO): DNA binding; DNA-binding transcription factor activity
Source: RefSeq, a predicted model, not a curated record
ACUCCUCAUAGGAAACCUAGUCAUUGUUCCCCCAAAGCUCUAUAAAUUUCCAAAUAACAUGUAGACAACAUUCACAACAUGACAACUCCCCCACUAUCUUUCACUUAAAAAUCUCCACCACCACUCCAUUCCUCUCAAAUUUAUCCAUCAUUCCACCCCCUCCUUUUCCCUCAACACAAUCCUACAAACACCAACAAAAGAGAAAAAAAAAAAAAAGGAAAGAAUCAAACUCCAUGGAACUCCACUUCCAACAACAACAACAGCAACAACAACAACAACAACAACAACAGCAACAGUACUACUUAGGCACAGCUGCUUCUAACAAGCCUAACAAUAAGCUCAAAGGGAAAAGCAGAAGCAGCAGCAAGUUUGUUGGUGUGAGGCAAAGGCCCUCAGGGAGAUGGGUAGCAGAGAUAAAGGACACAACACAGAAGAUAAGGAUGUGGCUGGGCACCUUCGAGACGGCCGAGGAGGCGGCGCGGGCCUACGACGAGGCUGCCUGCCUGCUCCGCGGUUCGAACACCCGGACCAACUUCGUCGCGCAUCCGUCGUCCCCCAACUCCCCGCUCGCCUCGCGAAUUCGCAGCCUACUCGAUCACAAGAAGCUCAAGAAGAGUAACACUUCUCCAAGCAAUUCCACCUCUAUCACAAAUACUAGUAUUAGCACUAGUAGCACUGCUGCUACAACAUGUUCAAGCACUGCUGCUACAAGUGAAACUAUGACAAAUGGAACAGUUAGUACUGGUGCAACUCCUUGUGGUGACAUGAAGCAUGAUACCCAAUUGAGCACUGAUCAUGAGGUGUUCAGGCCUUACUUCAUCAAUGGAAGUGAAGAUGCUCGUCUCGGUUCUGCGCACGCCGAUCAAUCCUGGGCAUUCGAAGCCGGGUUCGACCGCCUCGCCGUGUUCGACGGAUACGGUGAGUUGGCCAACCUGAUCAACCCGGAGGUCUCGGAGUUUGAGAGGAUGAGGGUGGAGAGGCAGAUCUCGGCUUCGCUGUACGCGAUGAACGGGGUUCAGGAGUACUUUGAGACGGUGCUCGAUCCCUGCGAUUUGCUGUGGGAUCUCCCUCCUCUUUGUCACUUGUUUUGCAGGUCCUGAUGCAUUAAGAAUUAAUCAAGAGUUCUCUUCUCCCUUUUCUUCUUUUUUUAAAAUUUUCUCUACUCUUUCUUU